Nicotiana tabacum (common tobacco) is the source of this 2785-nucleotide messenger RNA. RefSeq lists its product as uncharacterized. Gene Ontology annotation, cellular component: nuclear chromosome; CHRAC. The record is from RefSeq and is a predicted model, not a curated record. Gene Ontology annotation, biological process: positive regulation of DNA replication; regulation of DNA-templated transcription; regulation of heterochromatin formation. Gene Ontology annotation, molecular function: DNA binding; zinc ion binding. NCBI's taxonomy places the organism in Eukaryota, Viridiplantae, Streptophyta, Magnoliopsida, Solanales, Solanaceae.
CAGUCUCACCGGAAAAGCUACUCUAAAUUACAUACUUGCCCUUGGGAAUAAAUAGAAGGACAAUAAAAAUGGUGUAGUAUCAGUUAUUCCAACAGUUCCUUUGGUCGAAGCCCUGUGUGCCACUUCCUGCACCUCCGCCUGUGCCGCACUGGGUUCUCCCCGGCGUUCAACCAAAGGGAGUACAGCUGUGAUAAAAAAACGCUGAUACUAAAUUGGAUUGGAUGUAUAGGAGCACAUCAUUUUGGUAGAUGUACUCAUAUACAAGAGAAAGAUUACUUCCUUCAUAUUAGUGUGUGGCUCAAUUGCUAUGCUGAUACAAAAUUGUCUUCCUGGUUGCAUAGAAGCUUCUUGUGCGACCUCUUUCUCAUCUGAGAUCACAAAGCAAGACUCAUGUGACUGGGUUUCUGCCGAAUCAUUGAAAAUGAAUCCUGAAAAUGAUGAACGCCCUCUUCAUGGCUGUAGCAAAUCUAAUUCAAAGGAUGGUGAUACUUGUUGCUUAAACAUUGUAGAUGGUUCACGACCUUCAACUUUCAGUGCAAUGUCUGGAACUUCUAAGCCCAUUGUAUAUCGUAGGAAAAAGUUCCGAAGAAACCCUCUCACUACUUUCUCCAUUGAAACAUCAGCUGAAGUUAGGCCUAGCAAUGGAUGUCCUUCUGAGCAUUGUUCUGAGGUCCAUUCAGGAACUUUUAAGGAAGACUUGGUUGCUGGAGUUGCUGUUGAAAAAGCAGCUACUGCAGCUCCUUUUCUGCUUCCUGCUGAGUGUAAUAGAGGGAACCUUCUUUCUAAAUCAAAUUCUUGUGAUGGUAGACCUGAAGUAGAAGAGCAGUGCUCUGAAGCAGCAUCAAGAAGUGAUAUACAAAGGACUUCAGAUUUUUGUGUAAAUGAUAGCCAUUCGUCGUUGGACUUUGAUUCUUCUUCAUUGAAGACUGAUGUGGGUGAUGCCAGUGAAUGCUCUUCAUCUGGUGCUUUAGUUCCUGAAGGAUUGGAUGAUAAUAUGCCAGAAAAGGAUAUAUGCAUAGCAAUUCUUAGAGGUUAUGGGUUGCUUGAGAAAGUUCCGUUUACUGAGCUCCGCAUGUCCGCUAAAGCCUCUGGUACUAGUACUGACAACUGCUCUUUAAUCUCAUGCAAAGCCUGUGAUUGUUCAGAUUCUACAUUGAAGAUGCUAAUCUGUGAUAAUUGUGCUGAUGCAUAUCAUUUAUCUUGCUGCAAUCCCCGUAUAAGGAAAAUACCUCGGGAUGAGUGGUUUUGCCAAUAUUGUUUGAUUAAGAAGCGAAAAUUACUGGAGAAAUCACCUUGUAAAUCCCUAAGUGGGCCCGUCGAAACUGAAAGUUCUAGCAACUUAUUGUCUGAAGGUGAAUCAGGACCUAUAUCUCUCAUGUUGAAGGACACCAGCAUAUAUAGAACCUGCGUUCGUAUUGGCAAUAAUUUUCAAGCUGAGGUUCCUGACUGGACAGGUCCUGUGAUAGAUGAGGUUGAUCGGUUUGAACCAUUAGAAAUCAGGCCUUCCAAGUAUCUCAGAUUGCAUGAAUGCUCUUCUAACAAACCUUCAAGGUUCAGUUCUAUUGGCAAUUGGCUUCAGUGCCGGCAGGCCAUUGAAGGUAUUGGGGAAUAUGUGGAUGGAAGUAUCUGUGGGAAGUGGCGUAGGGCCCCACUAUUUGAAGUUCAAACAGAUGACUGGGAGUGCUUCCGUGCUGUCCUGUGGGAUCCACCUCAUGCAGAUUGUGCUGUACCUCAAGAACUAGAAACAGAGGAUGUGCUAAAGCAAUUGAAGUAUAUAGAGACGUUGAAACCCCGGCUGGCGGUUAAGAGGCGCAAAUUGGUUCAAACCUCGGGUGCUAGCUCACGGUGCUUCACAGAGAAUUGAGAAGAUACAGGCUUCAUGUACGGAAAUGUUCAUCUUGUACAUUUAAGUAUACAAAUUUUGGACAUUUGAAUUUGUACUACAUGAGAUUCUCAUCACAGCACACUGAUGCAACUGCUUCAGAAACAUAUUGUGCAAUUUAGAAGGUGCAGUGAAUCAAUCAGCUGCAACUCGAUUUGAGUUUUCCUGGCCACACUUCAUCUCUUAGUCCAUCUAUAUAUUCUCUUUACGGGGCAUUUACUUUUUGCAUUGUGAGGGCUGACAAAUUAACAUUUCAGGUGCGGUGAAGUCACAAAUUAACUCUAUAUGUUCUCUUCAUCCUUGUGUUACACUCCUGAUAUGCCUUGAUGAAUUCGUGAGGCCCUGAUUUGUGAUUGCAGAGUAGAGAGCAGGUGUGAGGAAGGCAAAGUGAGAGCAAGAUAAGGGGAAGGGGAAAUUUUACUUGUAAUGACUUUAUGUUGGUGCUUUUUGGUUUCUAUUUUUUCCAUCUGGUAUAGGUAGUUUUAUGAAUAGGAACCUACUCUAGGGUAUUUUGUUGAACAGCAGAAUUUAUUUGCAGCUUCCAGCGGAGCAACCUUCUUCUCUCUUGAGUUUGUGGUAGCUGUUCCCUGAACGUUUGGUAUCUCUGAGUCACUCUUCCAGGUUAGGAACUUAUGGUUGUGCACUGCAGCGCGAAAAAAAAAAAGAGGUCUCCAGAAAUUGUAAGAGGGGCUUCUUUCAGAAUUUCAUCAGUUUUGCUUGUGGUUCAUUAAUAUUUGUUACAGUAUAUCUUGAAGGCCAAUUUUAACCUGUGGAAGAAAUGAUCUGUGUAUCAUUAGAGCCAGUAAAACACAAAGGCAAGAAAGAGAACAUAGAUGCACAUCGGGCAUUUCAUUUGUAAUUUGUAUCGAUUAGUAGUAAAUAUAUACAAACGGUUAGCACCUG